AUGCAUAUUAUUCGUAUUAACAUUUAUUCGAAUGCAACACUGCAGUCUGAUCAUCUCUUUGCGCCACAAGAGCGAAAUCUUCAUGGUUGCUCGUUGAAUGUAUGCCUACGUUUAGGAUAUCCCUAUUUGGGUUUCCAUGGAAACCAAAGUGAUUCGCAGCAGUUGCAAGACGUUCAACGGUUGUCCGGUAUUGAAGCUGAUCUACUUAAAAACCUGGUAUUGGCUUUGAACUUCAGCGUGAAUAUAUCUAUUCCCGAAGAGAAAAGUUUGAUUGGCAGGCAUAAUAACUCAACGGGUUGCUUUGCAGAGUUGGCUUCUGGUAGGUCGGAUGUCGCUAUCGGUUGCAUGAGUAUUUCUGAUGGUUCACGUGAUGUAUUCAGCUAUUCAACCACCUACCACCAAAGUCACUUUGUAUUUAUCGUGCGCCGAGGUUUACAUUUUAGUCCCAUUAAGCAGUUGGCACAAGCUUUUUGUGGAAGUGUUUGGCUCGCAAUUGCAGUUUGUUGUAUUGGCGGCUUGAUUUUUAUAAGGCUUAUAAUUAGUCACACAAAUCCGAGUACCUGUGAGAAAUUAGUUGGAAACCCCAAGCGCAGUGAUUGCACCAAUUUGAUUAUUACAAUGAUGGGAAAUCCCCUCCAAGUCCUACCGCGCCGUAAUUCCGCACGUAUGUUACUCAUGACUUGGCUUUUGACUACGCUGGUGUUACGAAACGCCUACCAAGCAAAAUUGUUUGACACUUUGCGCACCUCUAAGCGCCUGUGUGUGCCACACACCAUUGCCGGUCUUGAAGACAAAAGUUAUAUUCUCCUCGCCGACAAUUAUGUAGAAUUUUAUCCGCAAAAUAUGACUCAGAUCGUUUCGAAUACUACACGACGCUAUCGUAUUGUACAGAAUAGUGAGUCCACACGCUACACAACUUUCUCCAUGCUAGACACCUUGGGUUGGCACAAUCGCCAAAAUUGGAAUACCAGCCGUUUGACGUAUGUGCCUGAGCCGAUCUAUCUCAUACAACUUUCGGUGUUUUUCAAAAAACAUUCAAUUCUUCGUUCACUCUUCGAUCACCGCAUUAAACAGCUGAUGGGGGCUGGUAUUACGUCACACAUUUACAGGAAACAUGUUGCAAAACAUUUCCAAAUGAUGAACGAAAGCUCUCAACGCAUGCCAGUUAUUAGCAGCAAUAUGCUGAAGGGUCUCUACUUGAUGUACGCUUUUCUUAUGGCAACGGCUUGCACUUUGUUUGGGUUGGAACUACUCGCAAGGAAUUGUUUGUGGGUUAAGCGUUUCAUGGACUGGAUGCAUCUCAUCAAAAGAGAGUAA
Ceratitis capitata (Mediterranean fruit fly) is the source of this 1317-nucleotide messenger RNA. RefSeq lists its product as uncharacterized. Bases 1 to 1317 code for a protein of 438 amino acids. The transcript has 2 exons. NCBI's taxonomy places the organism in Eukaryota, Metazoa, Arthropoda, Insecta, Diptera, Tephritidae. The record is from RefSeq and is a predicted model, not a curated record. Gene Ontology annotation, cellular component: membrane. Gene Ontology annotation, molecular function: glutamate-gated receptor activity.